AGGAUGGAACUGAAAUACAGAUAUACGUUGACUAAGGAGUUGGAAUAAGACUGAGUCCUGCUCUGUGAUAUUUAUAUACCUGGACCAUGAACUUGCUGUUUGGCUUCAUGCUUUAGGAACCUUUGUAGUAACUGUGUGAGGCCGUUGGGAAUCAUGGCAUUCUCUCCAUGGAAGCUGUCCUCCCAGAAACUCGGCUUUUUCCUGGUGACUUUUGGCUUCAUUUGGGGAAUGAUGCUUCUGCAUUUUACUAUUCAGCAGCAAACGCAACACGAAAGCAGUUCAGUCCUGCGUGAGCAAAUUCUGGAUCUCAGCAAAAGAUACAUCAAAGCAUUAGCCGAAGAAAAUAAAAAUGUGGUUGAUGGACCUUAUGUUGGGACAGUGACAGCAUACGAUUUGAAGAAGACACUUGCUGUCUUGUUGGAUAAUAUCUUGCAGCGCAUUGGGAAGCUGGAGUCCAAGGUGGAAAAUCUUGUGCUUAAUGCAACAGGAGCAAACUCUACCAACAAUACUACCACUCCUGCUCCCAGCUUAGGAGCAGUUGAAAAGCUUAAUGUAGCAG
Molecule: messenger RNA, 559 nt
Organism: Leptosomus discolor (cuckoo roller)
Lineage: Eukaryota; Metazoa; Chordata; Aves; Leptosomiformes; Leptosomidae
Source: RefSeq, a predicted model, not a curated record